Diatraea saccharalis (sugarcane borer) is the source of this 3936-nucleotide messenger RNA. The record is from the annotation of a GenBank genome assembly. Lineage: Eukaryota; Metazoa; Arthropoda; Insecta; Lepidoptera; Crambidae.
AUGCGGCCGGCGUCGGGGGAGGGGCGUUCGGCAUCUGAAGGUCGUCCGCAUUCCUCGCGUCGCCGUCCGCUGCUACCGCGCUUACGUAGCGCCCCCCGCACCGCCGCCGUCGUUGCGCCCGCGCCGACCGAGCGAGUAACAGUUGUAUCGAGAUGCGACAUGCGUGCUCUGUGUUCGGUUCGAGGGCCGCUCGGCGGGGAAACGCGCGCGCUCGGUGCGGGCGCGCGGCUUCUUUCGCUGCGUAUGCCCGGCCAGCCUCAGCCGCUGCACUUCGUCGUCGAAGCCAAGGCACGAGUCAAAGAAUUGAAAUCAUUAGUCAGCACACAUGCUCAACUACAAGGCAUGAUCGACACGGACCUAUUCGGACUAGCUGUUUUACAAAAUGGAGAAUACUUAUUUGUUGACCUAGAAAGUAAACUAUCAAAAUAUGCACCAAAAAGUUGGAGGUCUUCACAUACUCAUGGUUUGGAUGCAAAUGGAAAACCUCUCCUAGAGUUACAUCUAGUGAUUCAGUUCCAUGUAGAGAGUCCAUUGCUUUUACACGAUGAUAUCGGGCGGCAUUUAUACUUCUUACAACUACGUCACAAUGUUAAAUCACGUGACGCGUUACCUGCGGAAGCCGUUCUCCUGCUAACAGGCCUAGCUUUACAAGCAGAAUAUGGAGAUGCCGACAACUAUGAAGAUCGUGAUUAUUUUAAGGUGGAAGAUUAUGCUCCAUUAUCCCUCACGGGUGAUUGGGUCGCUGCCGCUAUGCGGGGAUGUCAUCGCGAGCAUCGUGGUCUUUCAAAAACUGAUGCUGAAACGAGAUUCAUACGAGAAGUAUGUUUACUACCCGACACGAUAAACUCGCACCGUUAUCGACUAAAGCAAUCUAAAUCGGAACCAGAACCAGGAACAGUAUGGUUGCUUAUUACUGCAAAAGGCAUUAAAGUUCUUCCGGACAAUGGUAUAUUUUCAAAUUUUAUAUGGAGUUCCAUUGGUAAACUAAGCUUCGAUAGAAAAAAAUUUGAAAUAAGAACUGAAGACGGCAAAGUGACACUGUAUUCCAAUAACGAGGAGAAAUGUAAAUAUUUAUUCGCAUUAUGCAAGGAAACUCACCAGUUCUCAAUGAAGAUUGCACCAAAACUCAAUGAAAUCAUUAGAAAUGAAGAAGAAGAGCGUAAAGCUUGUUAUGGUUACUCAAAAUCGCUAAACAUACAGUACAAUCAAAACAAAAAUGAACAAAGAAUAUCAGUAAUUUCAUCAACUAGUUCAAAUACCACUUCUGGUAUCGUAAGUGACAGGGUUCAAUCUGAAGAUGAGUUAGAGAUUAUGAUAGAUUCACCGCCAGCACCGUCAACAGAAAGUCUAGCUUUUGCACAUUUACUAGAUAGUUCAAAUUCUUAUUUUAUUCGUCACAUUCCUCAGGGCAAUGAACCCUUAAAUAAAACCUCGUCCUUACAGAUACACAAAGCAAAAGGACGAACAAAAAAAACAAAAGAUGACCUUGAAAAUACAAUUAGCAAAAUCGAUACACUCUCAGUAGAUAUAAGUGAAAACUCUUCAAAUAAUUUAGAAGACAGUGCUUCAUUACCUGAUCAAAAUCAAACUGAAAGCGACAGUCCAGUUUCAAACAAGCUUAAAUGUACUGGAUCGCAAUGUUCUUCAUCUUGUAGUACAGUUAUAAUGACUCGAGCUACUCUUAGUACAUUAAGUAGGGUAUCUAACACAAGCAGUUUAGAAUUAGGUUACAGCCACACUGCACAAAACUCUAUGAUAAGCGAUAAUAGUACUGUCGAUAUUGAUGCAGAAUAUACUCAAGACACCGCUUCAGCGCUGUACGAUGGCUUAGGUCAACCCGUUACUGUGGCUGCUUCAAGCGAAACAAGUGGUGUCUAUACAAUGGGCAGUUCAGAACUCACAGCCCGAUCAAAGUUGGAUACACUUUCAGAAGGAAGUAGAACCGAGUACUCACACUAUGAUAGUUAUAAAAUCUCUAAAGAUAAUGAUCUAGCAGACUUUGAUAGCGUUUCAUCAAUUCUAAAAAAUAAAUCAGAAAGAUCUAGUCAUUCAAAUAAUACAUUGAGAUUACGGAAAACUUUACCUAACAGUGAUUGCGUUGAUGGUGCAACAAACUUUUCAAGUCAAGAACAUAGUGAUAACUUGUUUAGAGAACGAACCAAUUCUAAUGUCAGUGCAGCCUCAUUUCAUGGUGACGGCAGUGACCCUACUGAUAAUAAACAUAACCUACUAACAGCUAGCGAGUUAAGUGAUUUAAUUGUAGGUCGUGGCGUUUAUCCUAGAAGUCAAUCAGUCAGUGAUACCCUAGAUUCGGUUUCAGACUAUGUCAGACUACCAUUGCCUUUCUCUGGUGAUAGUUAUCUCCAAGGGCAUGAAGACACUGCUCCAUCUGACGAUAACUAUCCAAAUAAUAGUUUCUUUGAUCGGCCUCCAACACCACCAGCGAGGACAGACAGCCGAAAACUAUUAAAUCUAUCUCUACCUAAUAUUUUAGGUUUAGAUGAUAAUACACCCGUUAGAUCGUCUUUUCCUAACAAACCACCUCCUCCAUAUGAAUAUAAUCAUAAGACACUAGCCACAUACACUCAAGCCCCUUUAAAAGCUCCACCUGCUUAUCCUGGUACAUCAUUAUCUUCAAUGUCUAUUAAACAAGCGGUCGAAAAAGAAGAAGUUGCAGCUAGAGUUGUUACUUCGAAACCCAUGAUUACAAUUUUAAAAGCAGAGGCAGGAGAAGUAAAUGCGUCAAGUGAAAGAACAUUUGCUAGUCCAAUGGUAAUAGAACAUAGAUUCCAGAAAUCUAAACGUCAUCAAGCUUCUAGUCGCAGAGUAGAACGGUCGAAAUUGGUGCAAGGAAUAAAUAAUCUCUCUCCAUCUAGAGAAAUGCCGCAACAUAGUGUAGAUACAAAUGUGCUAGUAGCAAUGAUGAAACUACCUCCACCUCCCCCGCCUCCGAGAAGAACUCGACUACCACCUCCGCCGCCAGUUUCUCGGCUACCGCCACCACCACCGCCACAGAACCCCAUGUUCCAUCAACAAUUAUAUAGUGACGUUGAUUAUGUUUACUAUCCCAUGCAAGAUCCUGCAAUUUCACAACAAAAUUAUCUUGAUCACAAAUUGACAGAAACACGACUGACAAAUAUGCACAAAUCCAGUCUGCAAUAUCGCAGUACACCCUACAUAUCAAUGUCUAUGUCAGCAACAUCUAUGUACGGAUCUAUACAAAAUCUUUCCGACUCGUACGUACAGUUACCAGGAGCACGUACCAGUUGGUACUCAUUAAAUAGUAGAACGUCGCUCAGCAAUCAUUCUAUUAACAUAGAAAGACCACCAAUACCAAUACGCCGAACUGAUUUCUCAAACUUUUCGCGGGCUAAGUCCGAUGAAAAUAUAUUAAACACUAAAGAGCCACCACCAAUCAAAAUGCGACGCAUGCCCCCACCGCCACCGCCACCCUAUGAACAUAAGAAAAUACUUCCCACACAUUUAAAAGAAACCCCCAUAAAUAAAAGCAACAUUAGUGAGUCUACCAUAAGUAAAACGAGAGAUGCAAAUUGUGAUUUAGAUAUUAAAACGUUAAGGGAAAAAAGCAAGAAUCUUGACUUGCCCCUUAUAGCAGCUUUGUGUAAUGACCGAUCGUUGUUGAAGCAAACUAAGGCUUUUGGUGCUCCUAAAUUAAGUAAACAAUCAACUAGUGAAAGUGAACAUAAAUGUGCCAAGCCCGUGCAAACCACCACCGACACGUUAGAUCAUAAGAAACAAGAAAGUAAUGUGAAAAAAGUAUCUACAGGGUCUCAGAAAAAGUUAAUAGUUAGAAAUCCUACAGACAAACUUCCAGCAUUACCAAGUUCUGCGAGUCAUACACCUAGAGCUAUGUCUAAUACCUAUGUUAUGCAUCCGAGUGUUAUUAAAUUAAAGAAAACGCAACCAAGCUCAUGA